ACACAUUAUACAUGUCUAUUCUUUAUUUGUCAAACUCACUUGACACAUGGAAUAUGUGUGCGGAAUGGGGAUGCCCCAAAUUGUUGCUUGAACAUUUAUCUAAUAUGUUCGUCCAUCGUUUGUUGUUUAGUUUUAUUAUAAUUUGUAUAUAUGUGACUUUUUUAUCGGUACUCAUUACUCAAUAAUAUAUCUAUAGAACUAUAAAAAUAUGGCUGAAACUAAAAUCCCCAAGUUACAUAAAGUAUCACCUAUAUUAAUAAAGAAGAACGCGUUAAAAAUAAACACGUCUCGUGGUAAUUACGAUUUCUUGUUACGUUGUGUCAAGAACGCGCCUCAUUUGUUAAUAAAGGAGGAUGAAAUAUAUCGGUCGACGGGCGACGAUUUCCUCAAGGGGAAAUACCCUAACUUGGUUUUGGUAAAUAAAUUGAAUGUGCUCAACAACACGAGUCAAACUAUUGCGACAUACGUCGAGAAUUCGGUCAGUGUUAGACUAACAUCCGAUGCUAUAGUCAAAGUUGUCGGUCAAACAAACUAUGAUACCGUGUUCGGUGCUUUAUGUUCUAUUAUAAGUUUAGAAACCAGAGUGCAGGGCAUUCUGUCUCUCUUAUCAUCGUCUAAAGUGAAAGAGACGUCAUCCACAGCUUCUCAGACUGUAGAAUCUAGCAGGGAUGUGUUCAUGAAGAGGAAAACACAGAGGAACAAACGGAAAAAAGUGAGCCCAUAUGUUAUCACGGAUCAUUUGAUGGAAACCAGCUCCAACGAAGACGUAGCCAAGAAGAUAGACGUUAUCAAGGAUACAGAUAUCAAAAUCGAGUGUAGGAACUUAAGUAAGACAGUGGAAAACAGUGAUAAUAAUCCAGAAUUCCCCGAACUAAAACACAUAGUCAACGAGGACAGUAACAUAUCGGACAUAAGUUUAGGUAAUUUGUCUUUGAAUAGCGGCCAUAUACCCAGCAUAGUGGACAACACUAACAGGCUACUGAACUAUAUAGAGAAUCACACUACCCAAGUAAGUCACCGCAUGAUACGAUUAAUGGACGGAACGGAAUUACUACUUCCGGGGAACCCCGAUAACUUGCAUCUGGCUACACCAGAGAUAUUGAAAGAUCUUAGUCCUGUACAACGAGGAAAGCUGCUGUGGCACCAAGCAUUCAUAGACUUCAAGAUGUGCUUAGAACGGGAUGAAGAUGAUAAUUUACCCCUUCAUUGGGCCGUUCUCAACAAUGACGUGGAUCUGUUGAGGAGACAAUGUGUUGUGCUGACAAGCCACCAGCACUCCCUCGACAUACCAGCUGGGAAUAUGACAGCGCUUCAAAUGGCUUUAGCCGAUUCGUCGCACAAAUGCACUGAGAUGCUACUACGUUACGGUGCAGAUGUGUUACUAACUGAUGAUGAAGCGAAAACAGCGCUCCAUCUAGCGGCUGAGAGGGAUGAACAUCACACGAAUGCAGUCCUGGAACAUUGUAGGACUAGAGCAAGGUUCAUACUAAAGGAAAAUGAAGAUCUGUGGGAAGAUGACUUCGAUGAGAAGCCAGACGAGGUGCUCGCUGAAUACCUCGUCAACAAAAUAAGUGUUCUCUGUGACGAACAAGGUUACACCCCGCUCAUGCUGGCGAGUAAGGCGGGCAACCACGCGUGCGUCAACCGCCUAGUGCGCGCGGCGCCUUACACCGUCAACAUGGCGAUGCCGACCUGUGGCAACACAGCCUUAUAUUUGGCUGUCACCGAAGCAUGCGGGGAAGCGAUGAGUGAGAACACAGCUUUAUACAGCGAAAACAAAUCUAAGAUAAACGAGAAAUUCAUGAAGACCAUAGAAUGUCUGGUGGAGAACGGCGCGGAUCCGUCAAUAGUGAACAGUUACGGCAGCAGUGUCAAUGACCUCCUAAACGAGUUCAACUUCCACGAGCUCUCCAUGUUGAUAGCGAACAAAUUGACCUCCAUCAAAUAUUUGGGCGGAAGGAAGUUGGAGGAUUUCAGCUCCUACAUGCUCCUCAAGAACAACAGCGGCGGCUUCGACCUGACACACGUCAGGGAAUCCGUCAAAGUUUACAAGAAACCUGAAAAAAAAUACCCCGUUAAGCCAGUAGACUGUGAGAACAAGGAGACCGGCCACGAACAGCUAGCGCGUGCCGACAGCGGGCCCGCGCCGGCCGAAAACGCGGCGUACAUCAAAUUUAAUAGACCGAAACCGAUGAAAUCGAACAGCAGGAUAGAUGCGAAGGACAGAGAAGUGUUGGAGCCGAGGAAAAGAGCGAAGACGACUAUAUACAAGACAUUGCCCGUGGUGAAGGUGGUCUCCUACCAGAGCAGCGCCAACAAGGGACUGGUGCUGCUCAAAGAUAACCUGGUGGAGGGCGGCAGAAGCAAUGUGGUGCUGAACAAACAGUUCUCGCUCCCGAUAAAGAUACUACCGAAGUCCAACAAGCAGAUCAAAAUCGGUCCAGUCAAAAGAAACACACAACAGCAGAACAGCGUCCCGAGCAAGCGGAGCAAAAACACAGGCGGGAAGAAAACUUAGCGAGGGAUUUCUUGUUUAGUUUUAGCAAAUAUUGAUUAUGAUCUUACUUACUUAUGUACGGCCCUGGCUGGAUGUGGAAACUAGUAUUUGCGCCUCUUCCUUAUAUAUUUUAUUAUCUAUAUCAAUAAGACAUUACUUAAAAAGUAUUGAAAGUAUAUAAUCUGUGCACUGACCCAAGUUCUCUCGAUUCAUAUAUUAUUAUGUGACAUUUAACCUCAUUUUUGAGGUCAAGGGUCACCGACCAUCAACAGCACUGGAGUCCAGCAGCAGCUUUGAUAUUUUUUUUUUUUAUUAAUAUAAAUAGAUUUUUACGAAUAGAAUUAAAGUCCUUAGAUAGUAAAUAGUGAAUAUUACACAAGAAAAUAGAUUAAAUAAUAACACUUGUGCUUGUGGGUCAGGACGGGGACGGAAAAAAGGUUUUAUUGAUACAGAUAAUAAAUACAUCGCGGACGAAGUCGCGGGCGAAGAUUAACUUUGUUUUUUUUGAGGUAAUUUUCUACAUCUGUAUACACGAAAGGUUUUGGCAAAACAUGAAAAAUGUAUUUUUAAACUGUUUAACAAAUUUUUUUUCCAAUGAGAUGUAUUUAAAUUAAUUUUCUGUCAUUAUCUUCGCGUUAGACUUUUUUCUGUCAGUAACAAAAAAUGAUUUUUUUUUUUUUUUCAUAUUUAUUUGACUCUGAAAAUACGGGAUUUUUGUGUUCAUGAUUUGAUAAAAUAUUCUUAAAUACAUAAAUUAAGGAUA
Messenger RNA from Danaus plexippus (monarch butterfly), 3260 nucleotides. RefSeq lists its product as uncharacterized. NCBI's taxonomy places the organism in Eukaryota, Metazoa, Arthropoda, Insecta, Lepidoptera, Nymphalidae. The record is from RefSeq and is a predicted model, not a curated record. Bases 209 to 2518 code for a protein of 769 amino acids. The transcript has 6 exons. Gene Ontology annotation, molecular function: protein binding.